This is a messenger RNA of Rangifer tarandus platyrhynchus (Svalbard reindeer), 318 nucleotides long. NCBI's taxonomy places the organism in Eukaryota, Metazoa, Chordata, Mammalia, Artiodactyla, Cervidae. The record is from the annotation of a GenBank genome assembly.
AUGCCUGGGCCACGCUCCUCAACUCUGCUCCUUACGGUCACCCCUGUUUUGUACAAUGGUGUAACCCCCAUAACCAGGGCUCUGAACAAUGCCUUGGGCAAAGGAUUUAUUCCUCUGGUUACGACUGCAAUUGGAAAAUACUUCCCCAUCACACAGCUCCUCGGCACAUAUGCAACACUCUGUGCAACAGAGACUGGGCGGCAACAAGGAGCCAGAUUGAUGUCUUCUACCCUUCAACUCCAGACCUCACAGUGUCACUUGGGUCCUGCUGGGGCCCCAGCUUUCUUAGUUCCAGAGCAGAGCCCUGGCCACAUGUGA